Ectocarpus siliculosus is the source of this 566-nucleotide messenger RNA. The record is from the annotation of a GenBank genome assembly. Lineage: Eukaryota; Phaeophyceae; Ectocarpales; Ectocarpaceae.
AUGUCGAACCAAGGCGGCGGCGGUGCUCCCGCCCUCAGCCCCGAGCUGAACAAGGCGGAGGCCAGGCAGGCUAGCAAUCUUAGGGUGACCACCAAGGCGAUAGACGCCCUGCACGCCCGUGUUGCGAGGGCCAAGCGAGAGCUCGACAAGCACAAGAAACAGCUGGAAGCGGCGGGAGGAGGAGCGGGGGCAGCCUCAAGCGAGGGGUUGCGAGCGGGGGCUAAGUCUCCGACGAGAUCGGCGGCAAAACCUGCCACCGCCAAGUCUCCGACAAGGUCGCCGUCCAAGGGCAAGGGCGCGGCUUGCAAGUCUCCGCCGAGAUCGAUGAAGGCGGCGGCGACGGCGACAAGGGGGGGGGGUACAGGCGGAAAACAAGGAGGGGCCCAGGCGAUGGAUUUAGAGGACGCUGGACGCAGUGGGGUCGGAGCACAAAAACUUCCACGCAACGAUCUCAAAGCUGGCCAAGGCGGCAGAGAAGGGGAGCCUUCCGUGCGGCGGCGAAGUUUUCGGAGUUGGCAUCGACCGCGCUAACCGGUUGGCCAAUGAAAAGACGUCAGUGUCAGCGG